GAAGAGGGCGUGGUCCUCGGUUUCAGGAUGUCACGUGUGGACUGAGCUGGGAAGGCAGAGUGAGCUGCAACAGCGGCCACCUUGGGGACCCUAGCGGGCGCAGGUUGGAAUCAUGCCGUAUGUCCUCAUCAGUACUCAGAUCCGCAUGGAGGUUGGACCCACAAUGGUUGGUGAUGAGCAUUCUGAUCCAAACUUGAUGCUCUAUCUAGGGGCCACUAAAAGAAACAUGCUGGGGAACCAUUUCUGGGAGUACUACGUUAAUGAUGCCCCCCGGAUUGUCUUGGACAAGCUGGAGAAGCAAGGCUAUCGAGUCAUCAGCAUGACAGGAGUGGGGCAGACACUGGUGUGGUGUCUCCACAAAGAAAGUACAGAGAAUUCCAACAUUCUUCCUGGCCAAGACAUUGCUGUAAAUCUCCCAGCAUAAGACUGGCCUUGUUUCUCUGAUGAGUGGUUAUAUGUUGUUUUCAGACAUCAUGAAGUAAAAUCUAGUCAACAUUCUACAUUGUGAAAAAUAGCCACUGGUACUACAAGCUCACUAAGGGAGGAAUGGUGCUCCAGUUAGCUUCAAGGAUUGGGAGACCAAAACUUUUCUAGAAAGGUGAAUCCCUCUUGAGUAUUAAUUUGAAUCCAAUUGAGAACUGCUACUACUGAAAUGUUUAUCUUCUCUAUUUGUUACUGUUGAACAAAAUCACCCUGGCACAUAGUUUGCUGCUUAAGUAACAGUUUUAAGCUGGAAAGGGCAAGCAAAAUUAAUUAUAAGAUGACCAAACCAUUUCUGGGUAAGGAAAAAAAUAGACUGCCACAAAGCAACACAGUUACUAUUAAACACAGUGCUUUUUUUCUUGAAAGCAGACUAAACUUUUGCAAUUCAAGUAUGAAUGUAGUUGGAGUUAUGCAACUAUGAUGCGCCUUUUGAACCAUCCACUGACAAGUAUAUUGCAAAUAUUUCACCGUGAGUUUUGUACCAGUUGCCUUUUCAUUGCUGGGAUUACUUAGAAAACUGUGCAUACCAAAUCAUAUUACCAAAUACCAAGUCAGUGGUAAUAAUAGAAAAGACAUCAUCUACAACUUAAUUUUCUGUGAAGAACCACUGGAACAAGCAGUUUAACUGAUAAGAAUAAAGAAAUAACCCCUAAGAAAUAAAGAUUGGCAAAAGCAAAGUCUGCAGAAGUGGUGCACAAGUACCCUUGAAAACGGGGAAAUUGCUAGAGUGCCAGAGAGCAGAUCAAGAUGGCUCUGUGCAGCCUUCUGUCUGCUUCAGAAAGCUGUACAGACAUGAGAGUUCCCCAUGGCAUUAAUGCUGUAGUGCUAAAUCAGAAGUGUCACAAAGGUUCCUUUUGUUCAAAAGGGUACAUUUGAGUCAACAAUCAAAACUGCAGAGAUUGUGGUAAAGACUGCACAACAGACACUGAUAUGUGGCUGAGUUCCUUCUGUGGCAUGAAUUUCCACAGUACUAGCUAUUGUAUGUCUGUAAGCAACAGGCUUUGGAAGUACAGGAAAUGCACUGUUGAACCCUUUUGCAAAAACUUGUGAAUAUGCUGGAAGCUUUAUUCAGAAACCAUAUUUUAUUGUUGAACUCUUAACAUAACAUGCCUAGGCCAGAAAUGAAAACUUUGUUAAUAAAUGCUGCAUUUAAACCUUUA
Messenger RNA from Heteronotia binoei (common prickly gecko), 1643 nucleotides. It is a transcript of the gene GCHFR, whose product is annotated as GTP cyclohydrolase I feedback regulator. The coding region runs from base 113 to 424 and encodes 103 amino acids. NCBI's taxonomy places the organism in Eukaryota, Metazoa, Chordata, Lepidosauria, Squamata, Gekkonidae. Gene Ontology annotation, biological process: negative regulation of biosynthetic process. Gene Ontology annotation, cellular component: nucleus; cytoplasm. Gene Ontology annotation, molecular function: GTP cyclohydrolase binding. The record is from RefSeq and is a predicted model, not a curated record. The transcript is spliced from 3 exons.